This is a messenger RNA of Cannabis sativa, 512 nucleotides long. RefSeq names its product DEAD-box ATP-dependent RNA helicase 7-like. The transcript has 5 exons. Bases 1 to 471 code for a protein of 156 amino acids. The record is from RefSeq and is a predicted model, not a curated record. Lineage: Eukaryota; Viridiplantae; Streptophyta; Magnoliopsida; Rosales; Cannabaceae.
AUGGCCAAAACUAAGAAUGCCCAACCAUCCAAGAAGCCCACUCGUGGAUCUGCUUCUGCUUCACCGGUGUCUCCGCCUGCGCCGCCGCUUUGCUCCAAAGAACGGAGCUUCUGGUCGAGCAAGUUCAUGACAUUGGUUGCUGCUAGGGGAUCGGAUAUUAACGAUGUUCAAUUAAUUAUCCAGUGCGAGCCUCCACGAAAUUCUGGUGCAGCUGUAAUGCUUUAUGAUCCUAGGAGGUCUAAUUUUUCUAAAAUUGAGAGAGAAUUUGGUGUUAAGUUUGAACAUAUAUCAGCUCCUCAGCCAGCAGAUGUUGCCAAAGCUGCAGGUGUUGAAGCUGCAGAAAUAAUAAAUCAAAUCUCGGAUAGUGUAAUCCCUGCUUUUAAGGCUGCUGCUGAGGAUCUAUUAAACACAUCUGGUCUAUCUGCUGUGGAAAUUCUGUCAAAAGCACUUGCGAAAGCUGCUGUGAGUUAAUCUGCCUGAUCUUCAUAUUUUUUUUUGAAAUAAAAUUUAUG